UUGUGUGUCUUUCUUCUACUUUUGUAUCAAAACGUUUUGUUGACAUUCUUCGGAAAGCGGACGCGCUCGUUUCUUCUCUAGAAAUAUAUUUUUUUCUAGUAAAAUAAGGUAAAAUACAUAAAAAAGUGUAUUUUGAUUCAUCAAUUUAAUUUUCAAUUGCUAACCUCAAUUCACACCGGGCAAGAUGACGACUGCUAUGCCAAUCAACCCGAAGCCGUUCCUGAACGGACUGACCGGUAAGCCGGUGAUCAUCAAACUGAAGUGGGGUCACGAGUACAAAGGUUUUCUAGUCUCCGUGGACGGAUACAUGAACAUGCAGCUGGCCAACACCGAAGAAUUUGUGGACGGACAGAACACCGGUCACCUGGGGGAGGUGCUAAUCCGGUGUAAUAAUGUGCUGUACAUCCGGGGCAUAGACGACGAUGAUGAGGAAGGCGAAAUGAGGGACUAGAAUGUACGUACGUGCAGCAGGGGGUGAAUUGAGACAGUUAGGAUUAAGGUAACUUGGGAGAAAUAAACUGUAUAGGAAGAAUAAGUAAAAUAGAA
Molecule: messenger RNA, 546 nt
Organism: Armigeres subalbatus
Lineage: Eukaryota; Metazoa; Arthropoda; Insecta; Diptera; Culicidae
Gene: SmF
Product: small nuclear ribonucleoprotein F
Exons: 2
Coding region: 185-451 (88 amino acids)
Biological process (GO): spliceosomal snRNP assembly; mRNA splicing, via spliceosome
Cellular component (GO): catalytic step 2 spliceosome; U1 snRNP; pICln-Sm protein complex
Molecular function (GO): RNA binding
Source: RefSeq, a predicted model, not a curated record